AUGAACCAAAAGUGCAAAGUGUGUGGUGAGCCAGCGGCUGGUUUCCACUUCGGCGCCUUUACCUGUGAAGGUUGUAAGUCAUUCUUCGGCCGAUCGUACAACAACCUGAACUCUAUCACCGAGUGCAAGAACAAUGGUGAAUGUGUCAUCAAUAAGAAAAACCGAACUGCUUGCAAAGCUUGUCGACUCCGCAAGUGCUUGAUGGUGGGCAUGUCUAAAUCGGGCUCCAGAUACGGCCGCCGAUCCAAUUGGUUCAAGAUUCAUUGUCUAUUGCAAGAGCAGCAACAGGCGGCUCAAUCAAGAUCUCCACCUAGAGUUCCGCCUUCUCCACAUCAUUUAGCCCCACCUUUCCCUCCACACCUUUUCCCGGGCUUAGCAAGACCAAGAACGAAAGAGGAAUUUGCAUUAUUAGGGCUCGAUGAAUACAAAGCGCCUUGUUCCGGUUCGCCUGACUCUCAUAGAAGUGGUUCAUCGCCUAAAUUAGACGAGAAAACGCGGAUCACACAAUCAAGGCCACCAGAUAGACCCCUAACACCACCAAGAGACACAUACGUCCCGCUUCCCUUAGCCAAUAUUACCUUGCCCCAUUUCCCCCACUCGCCUUUCUUACCCCCACCGCCUUUUAGCCCAUUUGCUGCAAGCCAUCCAUUGUUAUUCCCACCCGGGUUUCACCCUAUAUACUCAAGACAUUUGUUAGAUCAUGCAGCUUUAAGACAAGCAGCUGAAAACAACAACGAUGUGAGAAUCGACGACCACAACGCUGACUCAUCAAAACGAUUCUUUUUAGAUGAGAUUUUAAAACAACAGCGGUCUACUCAACCCACUCCGCAAGAAGAUGUCAUCUCAGAAGCAGAAUUUGUUCCUACACCACCAGCAGAAAGGAGAACCUCCGAAUCACCACUGCAAGAAAAUCCAAUGGAUUUAUCCGUAAAAUCCGACGGCAGAUCUAGUUCAGCAAGGCGGAGGUCAGAUGAUAGCGAAGUGAUAGCUCCUGAUAAUGAUGAUGGAGACUCGGCUAGUGCUAUAUGUUCUGCCAGUGAAGAAGAAGACAUGGCUUACACGCAAAUUAAAAGAAUCAAACUCCAUCCUUUAGACCUGACGACCAAAGUGUGA
This is a messenger RNA of Parnassius mnemosyne (clouded apollo), 1113 nucleotides long. NCBI's taxonomy places the organism in Eukaryota, Metazoa, Arthropoda, Insecta, Lepidoptera, Papilionidae. The record is from the annotation of a GenBank genome assembly.